Molecule: messenger RNA, 2831 nt
Organism: Trichoplusia ni (cabbage looper)
Lineage: Eukaryota; Metazoa; Arthropoda; Insecta; Lepidoptera; Noctuidae
Product: sucrose-6-phosphate hydrolase-like
Exons: 1
Coding region: 321-1787 (488 amino acids)
Biological process (GO): carbohydrate metabolic process
Cellular component (GO): cytoplasm
Molecular function (GO): beta-fructofuranosidase activity
Source: RefSeq, a predicted model, not a curated record
AACUGCUAUCAAAUAUUUGUGAAUGUUCGAAAGUGAUGCAAAUAAUAUAUUGAAUUUUCUACACGAUCAAAGUGAUGUUUACAUUUGCACGUGGAAAGACAGUGGAGUGUAACCCGCCGACAAUACGAUGAUACAAUUUAUAGAACUAUCAAUAGACAAGUUAUAUCCAAUUGUGUGAUAAAAUUUGCAAAUUCAAUGCUAUGACGUGCAUGUCAUUCAAAAAAGAACAAUUGAUAUAUUAUAUAGAAAUCUCUUACCGUUAUUAAUUAGCUAGCAUUGUCGGAGACUAGACAAGUCACCUCGCAAAACCUAAUUAAAACAUGAAUCUAUUCAAAAUAUACAUUAUACUAGUUAGUUCUUUCAUGACCGUACAACUCGAGUCCCUGAGAGAUGUGUUAGCAAAAGCAGAGUUAGAGAUCUACAUAGAAGAGAAGAAGUUAGAAAUCAACCCGAGACAUAAACUACACUACCACAUUACCCCACCAGUGGGCUGGAUGAACGCGCCCAACGGAUUUGUGUUCUUCAAAGGAGAGUACCACGUGUUCUACCAGUUCUACCCUUACGACACCCAGUGGGGACCGAUGCACUGGGGGCAUGUGACGAGCCGGAACCUCGUGGACUGGAGACACCAGCCGACAGCGCUCCUCCCCGGCAGAGAGCAGUGCUUCUCAGGAAGCGUCAUCGACAACGACGGCAUAUUGGCUGUGAUGUACACCGCUCACCAGAUCAGUGUCGAUCCGCCCUACUACAACGAGUCGCAGUACAUGGCCUUCAGCAUUGACGGGAUUGACUUCCACAAGUACAAAAAUAAUCCCGUCAUUGUAUCUUCGCCGUUCUCCUCCCCAGACUUCAGGGACCCCAAAAUAUGGAAACACGGCAACGUUUGGUAUACUGUUAUCGGCAGCAGGACGGACGAUCAUAGGGGAGCAGCACUACUGUACAGAUCGAUAAAUAUAAUUAACUGGGAAUUCGUUUCUACAUUAGCAGAGUCUAACGGGGAGUUAGGCUUCAUGUGGGAAUCUCCCGAUUUCUUUGAGUUGAAUGGAAAGCACGUUCUGCUUAUUUCCCCACAAGGAAUAGUUGCUCAGGGCGAUAGAUACAAGAACACCUAUCAGACCGGAUACAUCAUAGGGAACUUCAACUAUGAAAAUUUCGAGUUUACAGCUGAGGCAACAUUCCAAGAGCUGGAUUUCGGCCACGACUUUUACGGCACACAAACGACUGAAAAAGAUGGUAAGAGAUAUUUAAUUGCUUGGUUUGGUAUGUGGGAGUCCGCACACUCCGAGGAUGUCGACGGGUGGGCCGGCGCCAUGACACUAUUCAGGGAGCUCGACCUUGUUGGAACCAGAAUAAUAAUGAAGCCUGUAGAUGCGAUAACUAACCUUAGAAUGCAAACUAUAUCUGAAGGUGAACUUGCAAGAAAUUCUAGCAUACAAUUUGAGCAAACUGCUGAACUGAUUAUUAAUGUGGAUUUGAGUGAAAGGAUCGAAUUGGAAUUAAAAGGUAACGGUGUCGGUGGAGAUUGGGCUAUAGUGCGGUGGGAAGUGGACGAAGCGAAGAUGGUCCUGGAUAGAGCGGGAGACGUCAGACAAGUGGGGUGGGAGCCCCUGGACUCCAUGACCUGGAGGCUGUUCCUCGAUACUUGUUCACUAGAACUGUUCUGUGGUGAAGGGGAGGUAGUGUUCAGUACCAGAAUCUAUCCUAACGGCCAAUGGCGGGUCAAAAAUCUAGGUCCACAGCCCAUUCAUGUCGUUGCUUACAAAUUACGAAGAUCUUUCCCAGAGUAAAUGAAUGUUCAGUUUUGAUUGUUGGUGGUGAUAAUAACAAAACAACGUUUAGGUUCCUUGGAAAACAUGUGAGUUUACAAUUUAAUGUACUUAUUGUUAUAUUAAAUUAGAAUGUUGUGUUUAAUUUUUCUUUUAAAGCUUAAUAUGUCUACGGUUUAAGGUUUACUUAGGAUAAUCAUGUUAUGGUAAUAAACCAUGUUAUAGAACAUACUUUAACAAAGAUGCAGUUCACACAAUUUCAAUUUGGUGAACCUAAGGAGAUAUAUUCUGUUUUAUCAUACCUUUGAUAUAAAUAAAUACUUUUUCCUUAUCGAUUCCUCCUAAACCUCAAACGACUCAAACAAAUUAGACCAGGUAUACUACAUUAUGCACACGUGUUUAAUUUGGUCCAACAUAAAGCAAAGAAUGGCCUCAACUUUUAGUUGCAAGAUUAUUUUGUUUUAAAAUUAGUGCAAGAACGGAACGCAAUUUAUUUAUUCGAAUGCAAUAAUUUGACAAAAAAUCGCUGAACUGUAAAACUGUUUGUUGAUUGUUGUACAUACAUGAGGCUGGUACCAGAAGGUGUUAGUCGGGCGGUACCAGGAGAGCAGGUAGCAGUAAUACAUGGUACCAGGUGAGAACCACUCUCGUGUGUUACCGUUUUGAUAUUUUAUCUGCAUUAUUGUAGCUUACUAGGUGUUUGGAAGUUCACCGGGGCAACCAGUUUAAGAUAAUGUUAGUAUGUAUAACAAAAGGUUGCAUAUAUUUAAUACACUGUUACGAGGUUGUGACUCUUCUGACAUCUGAACGACGUUUUCUUAAAGAUAGAAUGUUCUGCGGAAUUUAAUUCAAAAACCUUUUAAGUAACCGACGACAAUCAUAACUUUAGUGUGUUUAUAUUUAGCCUUAAUAUCUGUAAACUAUCUAUUCUAGAUUGUUCACGAAAAACAUCUCUAUUGUGUGAAAACAACAGGAUUUGACGACGAAAAAGCAUAAUAUUUGCUUAAUUUCUAACUUGUACGACGUUAUUUUAUUAUGACAGGCAAUAAUAAUAUUAUUAUUUGA